AUGGCAGAUAUCGUAUGGCCGUGGCAGUAUAAUUUUCCUCCAUUUUUUACAAUCCAACCUCAUACAGAAACAAGAGCAAAACAACUAGAAGCAUGGCAACAACUAAUCACAGAAUAUUUAAAAACCACAAAACAGUCAACGAUAGACAUAAGAGAAUCACAAAAUAGUCCGCUGUUCAAUAAUACUGAGAUUAACAGGAAGCUGUCUCAAGAAGCCAUCCUAACUAUCCUUGACGAUAUGGCGAAGACUGGAAGGGCGGCGCCAGUAGAUAAAAGUAAAAAUGUAUGGGAAGUGUACUGGCACUCGCUUGAUGAAUGGGGCAACUUGAUAUACAACUGGGCUUGUAAUAAUGGAAUGAACAAUUCUGUCUGUACCCUGUUUGAGUUGAGGGAAGGUGACAAUACUGCUGACCAAGAGUUCCACGGCCUCGACAUGAAUGUGUUAGUGAAGGCUUUAAAGAAUUUAGAAGUAAAAGGAAGAUGUGAACUUAUGGAGUUUGAUGACAACCAGGGAGUGAAGUUCUUCUGA
Spodoptera littoralis (African cotton leafworm) is the source of this 528-nucleotide messenger RNA. The record is from the annotation of a GenBank genome assembly. NCBI's taxonomy places the organism in Eukaryota, Metazoa, Arthropoda, Insecta, Lepidoptera, Noctuidae.